AACAGACCUACUCAACAAAUCUGGGUCAAUACAUGGUACAGUGAAGCGGCACAGUAGCGGUUUGUGCAGACCUACACAACCAUGUCUGCAACUCUGAAGAAUCCUAUUUUCUUGAAAUGACGUUUUGACAGAUUCUGUUUUGACAGAUUCUAUUUUGACAACAUCUUAAUGUUUGAGACCCGGGGUGGAACAAGACAAAACUGGACGAGGAGUUUGAAGAAGUGAAGAGCUGCGAGGAUCUCUCUUCAGAAGACGGAGCUCCAAGAUCAGCCGAAGAGCGACUGGAGUCUUCAUUUUUGCAACGAGCCGCCCGUGGAGUUUGACACCAGCGCAAACAACCAUCUCUUCUCUAGUGAGAUGAAAAGCAACUCUGAGCAGCCGGAGGACAGCUCGCAUUCAUACUGCAGCAUCUGGAUGGACACAGAACCAGCAACGUUUAAGAGUUGUAACGGUCACUCGUUCGCCAUGGAUGCAAGGGUCAGACUGGAUCAUUUGAAGUCAGGGUGUAAUCCACCCCCACCUUGCGGCGUUACGGACGGAACAUUGAACAACUACAACAGUCAGAAAAACGCUUCGGACGAUGAGCCGAAAGAAGAGGAGUCUGCUUUGGACUCGGUGGAGCUCCUUGAUGUAGAGGAUGGUGAGCAGGAUGAAGAGAGCUGGUUAUACGAGUCUCCAAAGAAGCAGGCGACUGAGGAGAAAUCUGAGUCGGCUCUCACAUGGUGUCGACACGUCCUGGAUAACCCCAGCCCUGAGGUGGAGGCGGCGUGUCGUCAGCUGAUGAACAGGCUGGAUGGAAGACCGAGCAGUCACCUCUACAGACGUCCUGCAGUUUGUCAUCGCACUGUGGGGAAAUCUUCAGGUAACACAACCCAGAACAUCUCCCAUAGUCCAGACAACAAUAAGCUGAGCAUCUCCAACAACUCCAUACACACAAACUACAGACUGGAGGACAUCACAGACGUCCGCAUAAUGGCUCAGAUACAGGAGGCCAGUUUACGACAAGACUAUGUUUCCGCGCCCCGGAGAAGCCCUGAGUCACCUUUUUAUUUCAACACCGCUGUAGAAAAUAGUGACGACUUCACUCCAGGGAAUAAAACCGAGGCGUCAUCUCCCUCGCGCUGGUCGCCUCGUCUGUUGUCCCAGAGCUCCCCCUCUAGUCAGUCACCAACAUCAGCUGCCAGGCAGAGUCCCAAACUGGCCAGACUUCAGCAGCAGGUCACCCAGUUCAAGCUGCUUAAACUGACGCAGAAUCAAGCAGCAUCAGCAGGUAGGACCGGGUCGCCUGUCCGGACCAGCCUCCGCUCCCUCCAGGCGGUUCGGAACAGUCGCAGUUUUGAAACCGACGACUACCUCCCUGCUCAUCAAACUGCCCCCACUGCAUCAGGUGCAUCAUCUGCCAGAAUGGGGCCCAGCAGCUGGUCUCCAUCACUUUCUCCGGCAUCCGUGAGCUCCAGCUCAGCGAGAGACCACUUGGUCCGGAUAGCGGCCAUGAAGAGGCCGCAGAGGUCUCAGUCUCUCAGCCCCUGCAGGAUCGCUCAGUCUGCUAAAGUAUACCUGUCUCGUCACGGGCGCGUCUUUGCGUCUCCUGAGAGGUCGACCCCUCUGGCUUGGGUCAGAUAUGCACCACAUGCUCAACAGUGAAAGACAUCACCAGUGAAUCCCUACCACUUAAGCUGAUAUAAUAAUGAAAACAUGAAGAUGUUCAUGCGAUAUUUUACUGAUAAGGUAAUUUACGUCUAUAGUUAAGCCUGCAGAAAAAUAUAUUAAAUGUCUGUACUGCAUCUGUGUUUCCAGUUUCCAUUACAUAGGCUGGAUUUCUUUCAAGAGGGUGUAUCUAGAUUGAUUACAUUCAUUUAUCAAGUUAAAAACCUAAAUGUGUAUUGUAAAUAAAUAGGUGUUGAAGCAUGAGUAUAGUCUUUCUCUGCUGAUAAAUCUAAUUUGAGAUGCCCUUGAAAUAAUCAAAGUGAAGAAUAAUUUUAAUAAAAUGAAAUAGGAUAAGGUC
Molecule: messenger RNA, 2005 nt
Organism: Hippoglossus stenolepis (Pacific halibut)
Lineage: Eukaryota; Metazoa; Chordata; Actinopteri; Pleuronectiformes; Pleuronectidae
Product: SLAIN motif-containing protein-like
Exons: 7
Coding region: 358-1644 (428 amino acids)
Biological process (GO): microtubule nucleation; cytoplasmic microtubule organization; positive regulation of microtubule polymerization
Cellular component (GO): microtubule plus-end
Source: RefSeq, a predicted model, not a curated record